CUACCGUAACACCUUCCUCCCAUACCUCCCUUCCUAUCCACGCCACGUGAAGUGUGAAAGCAAAAGUUAAUGAAUUCGCCGUGUCUCAUUUCCAUUUGCCAUCCACGUGGGAGUUGGUCCAUGUUUUCGGUCCGCUCCUCGGAAGCGGAUUUAAUCCGGGAAAGCUACAAAAAACCCCAUUACAACCGGAUUUGGCUGAUAAACGUGCAAGCCUGUGUGUAUGUGUGUGUGGCUGUAUGUGUGUACGCACGCUAAGAAGUGUUCGGUGCGCGUGUGAGUCUAUUUUUUGAAACCUUAGUACCGCAAACAAUGUUGCAGGAUGACAAAUUCUUCUAUCAAGUUCUUUAAAUUGCCAUCAUGCCUUAACGUACCGAUUAAGGGCACCGAGAGCAAAGGAAAAAAACGGGGGGCGCGUAUGUGUGUGUAUGGGUGUGUGUAUACACCUUAACGUAAUGCUGGCAGGCAGGGACGAAUGUGACAAUGUAAUGGCACGCAUCAAAACCCCGAAAGGGUGGCUAAACUGGCGCUCGGUUUCUAGAUCGAGCGACACGAGGAAGAAGGAUUAUUUAAUCGACUUCAUAUUGUGCGUGCAAAGAAGUGUGUAUAUGUGUGUGUGUGUAUUUUUAUACAACAAAAUUGAGUUUCGGGAGUGCCUGGAUGAAGUGAUGAGUGCUGGAGCGGGUUGAGGUAUUAUCAAUUUCUUCACAUCAACCGAAGGCGGCACCAUGAAGUCUCAUCACAAAAUUGUGGUGGUGCGCAAUGAUCGUCUCGGGCGCCAUUUGGUGGCAACGCGACACAUCAAGCAGGGUGAGAUAAUAUACCGUGACGAACCGUACGCUGUCGGGCCGAAGAUAGCGAAUGUGCCACUGUGUCUUGGCUGCAAUCGUAAUCUGAUGCCGCUGUUACAGCAGUCAGGCAGCGGUGCGGAUCGUUUCCAUGAGUGCGGCCGUUGCGGUUGGCCACUGUGUGGCCCAACGUGUGAAGAAUCGGCCCAACAUCGUACCGAGUGUGCUGUACUGGCUGCCAGUGGCUAUCGGCCGAAUAUACGUCCGCAUCCAUCCAAUCCGGAACAUCGUGAGUCGGCGUACUGUGUGAUUGUACCGUUGCGUGUACUGCUGCUGGAGCGUAAUGCGCCUGAAAGGUAUGCAACGGUGCAAGGGUUUGAAUCGCAUCUAACCGAACGGUUAGCAAGCCCACUGUACGGUGUGUUGCGCUCGAAUCUGGUACCGUUCGUGCGUAAGGUACUUGGCCUGCAGCAGUACAGUGAGCAGACCGUGCUACAGCUCAGUGCGAUCCUCGAUACGAACUGUUACGAGAUCCGGCUGCCCGACCAGCAUGUAAAGGUGCGUGGACUCUAUCCGCUGGGUGCCAUGCUGUCCCACGACUGUCGACCCAACACGAAGCACUACUUUGAUGACCGUCUGCAUAUGGUGCUGGUGGCUACGGUUGACAUUCCCGAGGGUGCCGUCAUCCAUGCGUCCUACACGCAACCGCUGCUCGGUACGGUUCAGCGCCGGCUAGCACUUCGGCAGGCGAAAUGUUUCGACUGUGCCUGUGAACGGUGUACCGAUCCAACCGAGCACGGUACCGAGGCGAGCGGUUUCCGCUGCCCGAACUGUCGCCGUACACCGAGCCUGGUGCUGGCUGUCGAGCCGACCAACUAUCGGUCGGUUUGGCGCUGUCAAAACCGGCGCUGUUCGUACCAGGAACGGCCGGAACAGUAUGUGGCACGCUGUGAACAGUUGCAGCAGGAAUUGCUCGCCCUAGACCGUACCGAUCCGGCUGCGUAUGAAUCGUUUCUUGUCCGUCACGAAUCAACGCUUCAUCGCUGGAAUGCUUACAUACUGCAGGCAAAAUAUGCGCUUACGCAGCUGCUAAGCAGCGGCCGCACGACAAAUCGCAUGACGAAAGCACCAUCAGAAACUUCCACUCGGCGCACGAUAGAGCUGUGUCGGGAUUUGCUUGCGGUGGCUGACCGACUCGAACCCGGUUACGGUACCUUCCGCACGAAGCUACUGCUGGAACUUGGGACCGCGCUCGGUGCACUUCAUUCGCUCGGUGUCUUAUCGGACCCCGAGCGACAGGAAUGGUGUACGGUGCGGACCGAACUCGAACGCAUUGCCAAAACGGAUCCAACUGUGGACGUCAGCAGCUUUGGUGAUAGUGUGGUUAGUGAAAAGGGUCCCCUUUAUUGUUCGUAAACCGCCACUCGACCGUGCAGGACAACCCCCCCCCCCAACCCUCCCCAAAAGUGUGUCCGGUAAUCGAUGUCACACUUCCCUCUAACUCGCAUAUUCUCCUUUAUCCUCCCAACCACACACCCAACCAACCAGACAGGAACAACAGCAGGUGGUGUGUGGUACGAUUUGUUCACAAUCGGCAAUGGGGGCUGGUUUAGUGCUACUUUACCUUCAUCCCCACCCCCGCCUCCUACUCCCUACCUCCACCGGAUUUAUCGCACACCCUUCGGAAGAGGAUUGUGUUGUUCGAUGAUUGACCGGGUGCUUGAGAAUAAAUCCCUUCUUUUUUUUGGGGCUGAACCAUACCUUCUUUCCCAAGUGCUUCCGUUCUGUGGUGGCGCGACGAGCGAUCUUUUCCAGCAGAGCGAUUAUCGAUGAUGGCGUGUAAUGCGGUUAAGGAGAGCGUGGGAAGGGAAGAAAGUGGACGGUUGUUGUGUGCGCUAACGUGUGAAAAUUCACUUACCAAAUCAAGGACGUUCAAGGACUAACAUUCACCAACGGAGAAAUGCGUGGACGGUGAAAUAAACUGGAGGUUUGCCAAGCAUUGUACAACACGGCAAUACAGUGCGUAACAUAACUAUACGGUCGGUUAUUUUUAUUACAAUCAAACAAAACAGGUUUAGGUUGAUGUUAGAUUUUUUUAAAUUUUAUUCAUGAUGUUAGAAAAAUAUUAUUGUAUGAAUGAAAAUUAAAAAAACAAAAAAUACGAAAAAAUAAUAUUUUAUAUACGCACGCUUUUAUAUAUUUUCUUUUUAUUAAGAAGAUUUUAAUAGAAAAUGUUUAGUAUUUUUUUCGUUUUUUUCUUAAAAUCAAGUACCCAUAUAUUUAUGUAACGCACUGUAGUUGUUCGCUGAUUAUUUUGCUUUAUUUUUACUGCGUUCGUAACCUUUGGACUGUUCAAUGUGCAUACACAAACGAACAUUAAAUAAGAAGCCGUGUGUACAGGUGGGUUAAGCGUUGUUCAACACACAUUGAACUUUACAGAAACGUUUAAGCUUAAUAUCAGCUCCUCACGAACGGCUUCAUGUGACACAGAUUUGUUCCGUUCGACAUCAGCAGUUGUUUUGGUAUCGGUGAUAUUAAAACACCGGAAGUGCUAUUUACACGCUACCAGGUGACGUGUUAUAUUCGCAAUGGUUUUAGUUGGCCCACGCACAUUUGCCAUCCACACGAUACCCACCCCUAGACGACGGUGGGGAAAAGACAAAUUACUGCUAAAAAUAUCCCCUUUACACCCUUUCGGUUUCCUUUGUUCUGCUAGUUUUUUUCUAGAUUUCCUUUCGAAUUUUAACGCCGCUAGGUAUGCAAUCCGCACGUCAGGUGUAAUUUUGUUAUUAGUACACAAAGGAAAGUUGGACGAAAUGGAACUGUAUUAAAGCGAUAGAAACAAACAAUAAACAUUUUUUUUUACCUUUAUAUGAUGGCAUAAAACGUUUGUUAUUUGCGUGCCAACAAACCAUAAUCUUAGUCGUGUGAAAAAGAAAACAUGUUUUGCAUUUGGUUGAUAUGAGCGAAGCUAGAUAAGUAAAGACCUACGCAUUUUUACUGUCUUUCGGUGGUAGCUUAGAAACAAAAAAAAUGCUUUCUUUCAUGUUUUGAGUUUAAUUUCACACCAUAUUCGUAUAAAUCCUUCGUUCCCAUUCCGAACCGAAAACAUAUUUAGCAAAAGCGUGAAUGAGGAAAGCAAUCAUUUCCUUGCCUGCUUCACAAAUGCUCCCCCGGUAUGGAGCCGGGUGGGCAGAUAUCUCUAGGUGAGUACCUUGCUCUAAUCCUCAUCACGAAUUCUUGUGUGUUCGCCCGACCGGUAUCGCGUAACGUAUUCCGUGCGCGAGCGUACAAUUAAUCAAUUUAGCAUAUCUCGUGGCAUUACACGCUUGAAGACGUUUGACGGCACGCUGAGGGAAAAGUCUUAAAACGGCAAACAAAAACAGAAAAGAAAAUAAAACAAAAACCAACAAACAAACCGAAAGCUUCUUAGCAACAGUGGGACAGUGGGAAUGGAAAGGUAUAACGAAGCAACAAUUACUGGUGCCGAGUACACAGGUAACAGUGUAAAGUACGUGCCAAAAAAAAAUUCCCCCC
Molecule: messenger RNA, 4322 nt
Organism: Anopheles funestus (African malaria mosquito)
Lineage: Eukaryota; Metazoa; Arthropoda; Insecta; Diptera; Culicidae
Gene: SmydA-2
Product: SET domain-containing protein SmydA-8
Exons: 4
Coding region: 726-2201 (491 amino acids)
Molecular function (GO): protein binding
Source: RefSeq, a predicted model, not a curated record